Molecule: messenger RNA, 1007 nt
Organism: Choloepus didactylus (southern two-toed sloth)
Lineage: Eukaryota; Metazoa; Chordata; Mammalia; Pilosa; Megalonychidae
Gene: RAB32
Product: RAB32, member RAS oncogene family
Exons: 3
Coding region: 5-685 (226 amino acids)
Biological process (GO): vesicle-mediated transport
Cellular component (GO): Golgi apparatus; trans-Golgi network; vesicle
Molecular function (GO): GTP binding; GTPase activity
Source: RefSeq, a predicted model, not a curated record
GCGCAUGGCGGGCGGGGACGCGGCGAGGCCGGGCAGGGGGGCGCCCGGGGCGGCGGCGGAGCCCGAGACGCGCGAGUUCCUCUUCAAGGUGCUGGUGGUGGGCGAGCUGGGCGUGGGCAAGACGAGCGUGAUCCAGCGCUACGUGCACCAGCUCUUCUCGCAGCACUACCGCGCCACGGUCGGCGUGGACUUCGCGCUCAAGGUGCUCGCGUGGGACCCGCGCACACGCGUGCGCCUGCAGCUCUGGGACAUCGCGGGGCAGGAGCGCUUCGGCAACAUGACGCGCGUGUACUACAAAGAGGCCGCCGGCGCCUUCGUGGUCUUCGACGUCUCGAGCGACUCCACGUUCCAGGAAGUCCUGAAGUGGAAGAGCGACCUGGACAGUAAAGUCUUCCUUCCCAACGGCAGCCCGAUCCCCGUGGUCCUCCUGGCCAACAAAUGCGACCUGAAGAAGCACGGCGGCCUGGGUGCCCCCCAGCUGGACCGCUUCUGCAGGGAGCACGGCUUCACCGGCUGGUUCGAAACCUCUGCCAAGGAUAACGUGAACAUAGACGAGGCUGCCCGGUUCCUGGUGGGCACCAUUCUCGCGAACCAACAGAGUUCUGCCAAGGAGGAGAACGAGGAUGGCAAGAUCAAGCUGGAGCUGGACCCCCAGGGAACAAGGAGCAAAUCCCAGUGUUGCUAACACGGUGUCUGCUGUUUGGGGCAGAGUGACCUGACUCAGUUCCAGGCAGAACCCAAGACCCACUUACAGAUGGUGGGGUGCACCGGGGAUCGCCAUGCAGGCUGGUGCUGACACAUUUGAAAGGAGAACAUUCUGGAAGUAUCACUUCUAGUGGCGCCAUGACGUAUGGGACAGACUCCUGGCCUUCUGCCUUGCAUGGAGGACAGUGAUGAUAUCCUUUCAGAUGCCUUUUUAAAUGUCAGUUCCUCAGGAUUUGAUGAGACUUCCACCUUGGGGCUUUUAGCGUCAGCCCAGGGAGUGAUAAUAAAACCUUCUCUGUGGU